AAAUUAGAAACUUGUGGUCGUUUUGAUGACAACUUGCUAAGCAGUGCUGUAUUCAAUGAAAUAUAUAUAUAUAAUUAUUAAUGUAAGUCGGUAUUUAACUGAUAGCAAAAGGUAAACAAGUUAUAACACAAGUUUAAGAACAAUGACUUUUAUACCUAAUUGGGAGGAAUUUGAGAAAUCGGCUGAGAUGUUAUAUCUAAGGGAUCCCAUGAAUACUCGAUACACUAUCAAAUAUUCCCACACUAAAGGUGUCUUCGUUGUUAAAAUUACGGAUAACAAAAAGUGCCUGCAGUACAAAACUGAAGUUCAACAGGAUGUUAGAAAAAUAGAUAAGUUUAUAUCAAAUCUCAUACGGCAUAUGGCAUCAAAUGACAACUGAUGAGGUAGUUUUAUAAGGUUAAAUAAAUAUUUUAUAUUUA
This is a messenger RNA of Helicoverpa armigera (cotton bollworm), 419 nucleotides long. RefSeq names its product signal recognition particle 9 kDa protein (gene Srp9). Gene Ontology annotation, molecular function: 7S RNA binding. NCBI's taxonomy places the organism in Eukaryota, Metazoa, Arthropoda, Insecta, Lepidoptera, Noctuidae. Gene Ontology annotation, biological process: negative regulation of translational elongation; SRP-dependent cotranslational protein targeting to membrane. The record is from RefSeq and is a predicted model, not a curated record. Bases 143 to 379 code for a protein of 78 amino acids. Gene Ontology annotation, cellular component: signal recognition particle, endoplasmic reticulum targeting. The transcript has 2 exons.